Corticium candelabrum is the source of this 741-nucleotide messenger RNA. RefSeq names its product ras-related protein Rab-28-like. The transcript is spliced from 7 exons. Bases 23 to 703 code for a protein of 226 amino acids. Gene Ontology annotation, molecular function: GTP binding; GTPase activity. The record is from RefSeq and is a predicted model, not a curated record. Gene Ontology annotation, biological process: regulation of exocytosis. Lineage: Eukaryota; Metazoa; Porifera; Homoscleromorpha; Homosclerophorida; Plakinidae.
UAAAUGGGCGGUUCCUGUUUGUAUGAUGGUGGAUUCAGAUGACGAGCGAAGCGCUACUGAUCGCCAGCUGAAGAUUGUGAUUCUGGGAGAUGGCACAGCAGGAAAGACGUCAUUGGCUACUCGCUACGCACAGUUUGAAUUUAGUAGGACUUAUAAUCAGACGGUUGGUCUCGAUUUCUUUCUGAAGAGAAUUGAACUGCCAGGAAACAUAAACUGUGCACUGCAAGUAUGGGAUAUUGGUGGUCAGACAAUAGGUGGAAAAAUGCUGCCUUCUUAUAUAUAUGGAGCAGAUUGUGUCUUAUUGGUUUAUGAUGUGACUAACAGUGGCAGCUUUGCUAACUUGGAGGAGUGGGUAGCAGUUGUUCGAACGACAUUUGAAGGGCAGAAGAAAAUGCCUUCAAUUGCACUCGUUGCAAAUAAAGUUGAUCUGGAGCACCAGAGGCAAGUGAAACCAGACAAACACAACAGGUUUGCACAAGACAAUGGAUUCUCAAGUCAUUUUGUUUCUGCUAAGAACGGUGACCAAGUAGCUCAGUGCUUCAGGAGAGUAGCUGCUGAUGCACUUGGAAUUAAGCUCAACAAAUCAGAAAGCAAACAGGAGUCGACAAUUGUAAGAGCUGACAUCGUUCGAUAUCCUGAUGUCCCUCCAGCUACUUUUGCACAACCACAGUCAACACGAUCAUCCCUUUGUGCCAUCCAAUAGCAUCACAGCAGCUGGCUGCCUUUAAUAUCAUCAAUUGC